Messenger RNA from Rotaria sordida, 408 nucleotides. The record is from the annotation of a GenBank genome assembly. NCBI's taxonomy places the organism in Eukaryota, Metazoa, Rotifera, Eurotatoria, Philodinida, Philodinidae.
UCAUCAGGUUAUAUUCAUCGAACAGUAUCGAAUGAUAGUUGUAUUUAUGAUGAUAAUACUCUUCGACAUGUGGAAGAUUUAUUAAUAAAUUUAAAAAAACGUCGACAAAUUUUAAAAGAAAAUCAACGAACAAUUAAUGAAGAAAUUGAAGAUAAUAAAACUCUUGGUGCUAAGCUAUUAAAUAUAAUUGAAUCAAAUGCUGAAUUAAGUGAAAUCGAAAAAUUUAAAUUACAUAUUAAUGAAAUCGAUACAAUAACAUCCAUACUUCUUAAACUAAGUAGUCGAUUAGCUAAAGUUGAAAAUGAUUUAUCAAUGCUUUCCGGUAAUAAUGAACAUACAAAGGUAAAUCUUAAUAAGUCAAAUAAUGGAAAAAAGAUUUAUAUUAAUUCUAUAAUGGUAAACAAUUAG